ACACCGGCGUGUUGUGGUGACGCUCGGGUUCCGUCCGUUUCCAUAUUUGGAGAUUGACGUCAAACGCAGCUCACGACUGCGUGACGGUCUGAGGGGGAAAACAAAGGCGUGAGACGCGAAGACGCGUUAACCGUAAAGUUUCUCCGUUUAUUUAUAGAUGCUGUAUGAAGGGUUUUUAGUUUUGCUAUUUCGACUCUAAAUCGUGGGAUUGUGUUGAGUUGAGUCACACGACCUACUCAAAGAGUCGAAUAAAACGAGGGUAACAAACGUGAACACACGUUCAUUGUAUCACAAUAUAACGCAAGUGUAAGACAUACAUACACACACACGGGUGUUUAUUCGUGUGUAUUUUAUUGUUGAGUUGGGCUAUAAAUCGCACAUUCAGUCAGUACAGAACGGAAGUAUUGCAGCGCCAUCUGGCGGUGAAAUGAAUCGCACUCAACAGAUGUUCAAAUGAGGCACGUGACUCUCAGGGCAUCUCGGCGCCUGUAUCUGUUGCCAUGGCGACGCUUCCCAUCCUCUGCAGCUUUAUUUCUGUGAUCCGUCACGGGUCCGCUGACCCCUGCUGCUCCUGUGAGUGCUUUGAGACUGAAGCGGGACGUCGCCAUCCGGAGAGACUGCUGGGAGCUCCGUGAGAUGAUCUUUUGUGUUGAAUCUCCAUCCUCCGCUCGGCUCUGAUGUCAUUUAUUCAUGAAGAUCUUCCGCUUUAUCGGAUGGUCUGAAGGCUCGACACAGAUUUGCACUUGGCUGCGUGCGUGCGUGUGUGCGUGUGCCGCCCGCAGGAGAGAUCUCGCAUGUUCUGCUGCAGCGCCAGCGUGUUCCUCUGACGGCUGUCAGGUCCGGUUACAUCUCCAAACUCCCACCAGUGAGGUUAUCAGGGCAGCUCCGUCCCCAAAAAACCCAACCGAACAAACACGACCUGGAGAGCUCAGGAGACCUCGCAGAGAUCCAACUCAAAUGAAAAGGUCACAUGAUGUGAAGGUUAAUUAUCAAUGUAUAUGAUUGAUAGUAAUGACUGAAAUUCUGCAAUCGUUGAUCAAACUCAUAUUUAUGUUCUCAGAGAGAGAGAGAGAGAGAGAGAGAGAGAGAGCUGUAGACGAGCCAUCCAAACCCCCAGCUCUCACCCUCACACCCCAGUCUGUCCAAUCACAGCGUGUAUGUGUGUGUGUGAGAGGGGCGGGGCUUGUGUUCCAGCAGGGUUGCUGUGCAGCGGUGGGCGGGGCUUGAGCUCUGGAGCGGCAGUGGUGUAGAGCGAGUGUUCAGAGGGAGGAGAGACGGCAGCAUCGUGUGAUCCGUCUGUCUGACUGUGACUGCAGCGCUGCAUGCAUGUGUGCGGGUGUGCUCAUGCGUGUGCUCAUGUGUGCCAGCGACGGCUGCAUCGCUUCUUCUUCUUCAUCAUCAUCGUCUUCAUCCUCAUCAGCCCGCCAGCAGCGUGAAUUCACAUCAGCACCUGCGCACGAUUCUGCUCAUCUGUUGCCGUGGUGAUGGGCUGUCGACAGUCAGGGCCGUGGACGGGUGACGGGAUGGGGGUUCACGGUCGGGACUUAAGUCACCUGCAGAAGCGAGAGGCCUUCCGUAUCCUGGCCAGCUAUGAGCAGCCAAUCACGCUUCAGAUCGAGGGACACGGUGGGCGGAGCCUGCGGUACAACAGGACGACGGACUGCAGUACGCAGACGGAGCGGCCGUGGGACCCCCUGCGCCCAUACUCGUGUACUGUACCCCGCAUGCCUCACUCUGAUAGGAUAUACCAAGGUCACAUGACCCUGCCUGGUAACCGUAGAGACGGAGGCAGAUACGGAUACCUGCCCAAAACAUCCAGAGACCCGCAGCACAGAGAACGCCUGACAUACAACGACUCUGAGUACUCCAGCGGAUCGUCUCCGGCUCAAAACUGUCUGAUCCGCUGCUGCAGCACAAACCUGGAGGAACCCCGAAGCUUCCAGAGUCAGACUGACGAUGAAGAGUACACCACGGAGAAACCGCUGGGUUACCUUCCUCUUCAUCACGAGCUGGACAGCGGCCUGGGCUGGACGGACGGCAGUUUCCAUCAGGGCGAGCUGUCGGGGGUUGAGACGGAGGAGGGGCUUGAGGAAUGCCGCGCCCGUGCAGGCGGACACUCGCCCUCGUCAGAGUCCUUCAUCUCGUCCGAACUGAGCGACUCGGGAUUCUACAGCGUCAGCACCGGCGAGUUCCUGCGCUUCCAGCGGCUGCUGGAGAAACGCAUGCGCCACUACAACGCGCGCAUGCAUCACCAGGGUGAGGCGUGCUCCCGCGAGCGGCGGGACAGUCAGAUCAAGCACCGCGAGCUGGAGGCCAUCCCGGAGGCUCUGACGGUCCAGCCUCAAGACGUGUACACGGAACCCGGUCUGUCCCGCUUGUCGUCCGUGCAGUACUGCGAGGUGGAGCGUCCGUGUCUGAACCUGCACAGCUCCAGCAGCGGCUCGUUGUUCAAUCCUGCCGGGCACUCCACAUGCAGCACCCCGUCCGGUCAGCGGAGGCCUCUGGUGCACCCGAACUCUGCCGGGAUUUUGAGAAGAAGCAGGACGUUGCAUCAUCGUCCUGUGCCGAUGGAGUAUCGCAGACGGGCGAGCCACCCGGCGUCACCCAACUACUGCAGCGCUACGCUGCAUCACUGUGGCCACCAAGUCGACCCACCGAUGGAUUUACCUGAAGAACCGGACACAGGUCACCUGGCGCACCCUGUCGCGCACCCGGCACAUGCCACACACGCGGUGAGUCAACCCUCUCUCAUCAUCUCUCCAGUAGACGACCACCGCUGUGCUCUGCCUCCGGAGCUCCACGACCGGAUUCGGGUGUCAACUGAACCUCACCUGGAGCACAGCUUUGGGGUACCGCGCGUCCCACAGCGGGAGGGCCGAUUCCACACCCUGAGUCACACGCCCAGUCAGGACGCCAACGACACCUGGCCCAAACCCGCUAAUCGCUCGGGCACGGGGGGUGGCCUCUACAGCACUUUAGAGGGCCCCGCACCCGCCCGGAAAAUGCCUGGCGCCAGCAUGCGUGCGCUGCGAAACCAGAUGCUGCGGGACAGAGCGUCCCGGCUGGCAGACGAGCGCAGCGGCAUGAGCACGGACGAGGAGAGCGAGGUGAGGAUGGGCCGUUACUGGAGCCGCACCGAACGCCGGGAACACAUGAUGCAGAAACAGCGCCAGCAGCAUGCGAGGGGCGGAGAGGGUGCGCUGCAGGGGCUCGAGGUCACGAGAGGAGCUAACCCCGAAACUUACAACACCGUAUUGGAGCUGAGCCAGAGGAAACUCAGUCGACUGAGGAAUCGCAAGCUGCUUGAUGACUGGACCACGGUGGAGGAACUCCUGACCCACGGAACGCGUCUGGGCACAAGCGAGGACGCCCUGCAGCUGCCCAGGUCAUUGCUCACCGUCACGACUGUAUAGCAAAGCGCUCAGAUGACGGGCGCGUGUUUGUGUGUGUUGGACCAGCCGCACUAAACACAAAGCUACCUCCUGAAUUUGAGGUUUACUGUAGAUAGGAUGUUUUCAUUCAGUUGUUCAUGUUACGUAUCUUGUUUUGCAUUGUCAGUGUUUUACUAAAGAGAGACAGCAAUACAACAUCACAAGCCGACACCAGACAAAGUGAAUUUCAUUUGGUGCAAGCCCGGUGUUUUCUUUGAAAAGUUGUUUACAUUAUGGAUUACUUACGGUGGUGCUAACGGCAAGAUCGUCAUUUGAUUCGCAACUUUUGCACAAGAUCUGAAAUUCCCUCUGUCUGCCGCUAGCUGAGUUCGGGCGAUCGGGUGUGCAGGGUCACGCCGGAGAUUGGGCAGCGGAACGUGCGUGGUGAAGCGUGCGGGUUCUUGCACUAUAACAAGAGUCUUUUUCAAGCUAUUUUUCUUGUGCUCUUCACGAUUGAUGUCACGAAAAGAAACGUUGGUAGUGAUCAACUCUCGAUGCAGAUGAUACAACUGUUUGUUUUGUCACACCGUGCAAACGGGGUAUACGCAGACGGGUCGAUGACGUACUUCCGCGUAAAUCUCAGAUCGAAAUUUGAAAGUUUUCUCACUAAACACAUCGUGCUUUACGCAUCCCGUCAGUGCUAUGAGAGCGGAAGUGAUGGUUUUAGCGGAAGUACGUCAUCGUCCCUCGUGCAUAUACCCCAUUUAUUGAAGAUUUCUGGUGCAAACCAGCGGGUUUAUGACGGACGUCGUUUAUAAAAACAUUUACACGAGAACCACAGAUCAAUGUUUUUGUGAACCAGAAAUCCUUCUGCUGGUGUUUCUCAGAUGAGUCUCAGAGUUCUUUUAGAGGAGGAGAAGAGGUCUGAAUCACACGUGUCAGUGUUUGCAGGUUUGUUCUGGAGCAGAACAUCAGGAUAUUUCUCCCACACAUGCACUAUUUUUGGUGCACGAGCACUGGAGUGUUUACAAUUUUCCCUCACAACUGUGACUCUCUGUCUCUCGCUCUCAUUCUCACCGUGAGUCAAACGCUGUGAAUAAUGGAUGUGGACGGAUGGAACAUCUUCCAGCGGUGAUGAACAGCAUCACGUUUUGCUGGAUUCCACUUUUCCAGACGAUUUUCUUGGAUUAUGAUGUACAUGUUGGUUGUAAUAAAGAUGAGACUUUAAUUAUCUA
This is a messenger RNA of Triplophysa dalaica, 4606 nucleotides long. RefSeq lists its product as uncharacterized. Bases 1485 to 3413 code for a protein of 642 amino acids. The transcript has 8 exons. Lineage: Eukaryota; Metazoa; Chordata; Actinopteri; Cypriniformes; Nemacheilidae. The record is from RefSeq and is a predicted model, not a curated record.